Molecule: messenger RNA, 6708 nt
Organism: Loxodonta africana (African savanna elephant)
Lineage: Eukaryota; Metazoa; Chordata; Mammalia; Proboscidea; Elephantidae
Gene: SIAE
Product: sialic acid acetylesterase
Exons: 13
Coding region: 950-2416 (488 amino acids)
Biological process (GO): carbohydrate metabolic process
Molecular function (GO): sialate O-acetylesterase activity
Source: RefSeq, a predicted model, not a curated record
GGGCUGCCCCCACGCCUCGCUCCUUCCUCCCCAAGUGCGCUGGCUUCUCCAGGAGGAGCUGGAAGCUUCGUUAGCCGAGGGGGAGAGCGGCAUUUUCUGCAGCCGGGUAUUUGAAAGCCCGUUCCCUUUUACACAGGGAAAGGAGCAAAAAUAAUCCUCUGGCUGCCUGGACCUCCAUGUUGCUUUCUGAAUCAUUCUCUUCUCCAUUCCCACUCCUGGCAACACACUUCGCCAAAUAUUUACUCUGCUCUUCGCCCAGCCUCCUCAACCAUUGCGGGCCUCUGAUUGACAGACACUCACUUGCCAAGCAAUUUCUCGCCUGGAGAGAUGGAAGCAAUGCCAGGAGAGGUUUGGUGGAUGGACUUCAGCCUGGGUCUGAAGAUUCCUUUCUGAUGGUCUGGCCAAGGAGACCGAUGAUUCUCUGAUGAUUCAGAGGCUCUCCUGGCUCCUGCCUCCUCACAGCUGUCACAGAGAUGGUUCAUGGUGACAUUUAUUUCCAAUCUUGGCAAAGCCACAGGUGUCACCCAUUUGAUCUUCUACACUUUAUUGAACCAAGAAGCACAUUCCUCACCUGUGUUAUUAUAUAACGAAGGAUUAUUGAAAAACACAACUGGUAUCUUUUUCUCUUUUGGCCUCCUUUCCAGGACAAGGAAGAUUCCUGAGACUUUUCAUUUUCAGGUACAUCUUUCUCAGGUAGUUCUUCCUCCUGGAGAGAGAGAAGACGGCCAAAUAGGCAAUGUUUUCAAAUUGGCAAAAUCUUGGAUCAAACUGCUCGAAGGUUCUUCACUGUCAAAAGAAAAUCGUGUUGACAUUGUACAAAGUCCAGCACUGCAGACGUGACCAACAAUCAUCAGAUACCUAUGAUAAUGAACUAAACAUUGGAUGAGCCCUUGGAAAUAUUUAGAAAAAUGGUGUUGAUUUUCGCUUUGCUUCAUACAUCGAUAAUUACAUGGUACUGCAGAAGGAGCCUUCUGGGGCGGUGAUCUGGGGCUAUGGCAUACCCGGAGCCACAGUGUCAGUGACUGUGUGCCAAGUCCACGAGACUAUCAUGAAGAAAGUGACCAGUGUGAAAGCACACUCUAAUACCUGGAUGGUGGUACUGGAUCCUAUGAAGCCUGGUGGGCCUUUUGAAGUGAUGGCGGAACAGACCUCUGGGACGAUGAACUUCACCCUCAGAGUUCAUAAUGUCUUAUUUGGAGAUGUCUGGCUUUGCAGUGGCCAGAGUAACAUGAAGAUGACUGUUUCACAGAUAUUUAACGCUACAAGAGAGAUGUCUGAUACUGCUGCCUAUCAGUCUGUUCGCAUCCUCUCAGUUUCUCUUGCUCAGGCAGAGCAGGAGCUAGAGGACCUUGCUGGCCUUGACUUGCCAUGGUCUAAGCCCACCUCAGAAAACUUAGGCCACGGAGAUUUCACGUACAUGUCAGCGGUGUGCUGGCUGUUUGGACGUUACCUGUAUGACACACUGCAGUACCCCAUCGGACUGGUCUCCUCCAGUGUGGGUGGGACACCCAUUGAAGCCUGGUCAUCUAGAAGGUCACUGAAAGCCUGUGGAAUCUCUAAGCAAGGGUUCAUCUCCCCUGACUCUGUGAGAGGUCCCAGUAAGCAUUCUGUGCUCUGGAAUGCCAUGAUCCAUCCACUACAUAAAAUGGUCCUGAAAGGCAUGAUAUGGUACCAAGGGGAGUCCAAUAUGAAUUAUAACGUGGACCUGUACAAUUGCACCUUCCCGGAACUCAUUGAAGACUGGCGCCAAACCUUUCACUAUGGCUCCCAAGGGGAGACAGAACGUUUUUUCCCAUUUGGAUUUGUCCAGUUGUCUUCAGAUUUGUCUAACUCCACUUCAGAGGAGGGAUUUCCCCAAAUCCGUUGGCACCAGACAGCAGAUUUUGGCUAUGCCCCCAACGUAAGGAUGCCCAACACUUUCAUGGCUGUCGCUAUGGAUCUCGGGGAUAGGAAUUCUCCUUUUGGCAGCAUCCACCCUCGAGAUAAACAAACCGUGGCAUAUAGGUUGCACUUGGGAGCCCGUGCUAUGGCUUAUGAUGAGAAGCAUUUGACUUUCCAAGGACCGCUGCUUGAGAAGAUUGAACUCUUGGUUGACAAGGGGCUGCUCAACCUCACAUAUUACCAGAAAAUCCAGGUCCAGAGGCAGGACAACAAGAUAUUUGAGAUCUCAUGUUGCAGUGACCAUCAAUGCAAGUGGCUCUCGGCUCCCAUGAACACGUCUUCCACCUGGACCCUGGCCCUGAAUAUAAAUCCUUGUCAUGGUACUGUGGUUGCUGUCCGCUAUGCCUGGACCACAUGGCCUUGCGAAUAUAAGCAGUGUCCCCUGUACCACCCCAACAACACCCUCCCGGCACCUCCUUUUGUUGCUUUCCUGACAAAGCAGACUUCUAGACACCACAACAAGGAUGCCAAAUGAUCUGCUGCGACAUGAUCAGCUCCUGGACGGAAGGGUGGGUGCUUUGGAUUUGGGCAUUUGGCAGUUUCAGUGACGACAACUGUUGCUUUUAAGGUGAAUGAACAGACAAGCCUCAUUGGACAGCUGCCAGUUAGAGCUGUUCUUAGCUGCUGUAAAGUCGGCCUUGACACAACGUGAUAAAAUGCUGCUCGGUCCUGUGUCAUCCCCAUGAUCAGUUACAUAUUAGAUCAUUGUGAUUCAUAGUGUUUUCACUGGCUGAUGUUUUGGAAUUAGAUCGCUAGGUCUUUCUUCAGUCUGUCUUAGUCUGGAAGCUGUGCUUACCACCUGUUCAACAUCGUAACAACACGCAAACCUGCACUGACAGAGGGGCAAUGGCUGUGCAUGAGGUGCUUUGGCCAGAAUCGAAUCCUGGUCUUCCUCAUGGAAGGUGAGAAUUCUACCACUGUCUUAGUCAUCUAGUGCUGCUAUAACAGAAAUACCACAAGUGGAUGGCUUUAACAAACGGAAAUUUAUUCUCUCACAGCCUAGUAGGCUAGAAGUCCAAAAUCAGGGUGUCAGCUUCAGGGGGAUGCAUUCUCUGUCAGCUCUGGAGGAAGGUCCUUGUCAUCAAUCUUCCCCCGGUCUAGGAGCAUCUCAGGUGCAGGGACCCCAGGUCCAAAGGAUGUGCUCUGCUUCUCGCUCUGCUUUCUUGGUGGUAUUGAGGUCCCAGUGUCCCUUGCUUCUGUCUUUCAUAUCUGGAAAGAGAUUGACUCAAGACAAAAUCUAAUCUUGUAGAUCUCAUCAACGUAACUGCUGGGGAUCUACCUCAUUAACAUCACAGGGAUAGGAUUUACAGCACAUAGGGAAAUCACAUUAGAUGACAGAAUGGUGGACAAUCAUACAUUACGGGGAAUCAUGGCAUAGCCAAAUUAAUACACAUAUUUUUUGGGGAGAGAGUUCAAUCCAUGACAACCACCGGACCAAUGGAAAUGCUUGCCUUGCGUCCCCUAGUUAGCCUAGAGGCUGUACUGGCCUAAUUCUGGACUGUAACUAAAUUGGAUCUCAGUGUCAUUCACACCCCUCAUAUUACUGGGAGUGAAGUCUCUACACCUUUUGCCCCUUCACCUGAAACUGUAGAAUCUGAGAGUUGGGAGAGAUUUUAAAGACCAUCUAGAUCAGCUAGUGUUUAUAUGACCUUUACAAAAAUCCCUGACAAGCUAUUGGAUCUCUGUAUGAAGUUUCCAUUCUAAACUUUCUGGCAGUCUUUGCUUAUGUGGAACUGAAAACUUUCUUCCAUGAAACUUCCAGGAAACACAGUGGUCUUUCAGAUAAUUGAAGACAGCCCUAUUUGUGUUUGCUAAACCAUAAACAUUCCUGUUCCUUCAGUCUAAGAUAAUGAUAAUGUGAAUAUUUAAAACCACUUAGGUCAAAGCAGGCAGAUUGGGAGAUACUAAGGGAUGGAACACCCAUGGAAGCAGCAGUCAAGAAAUCAAAAGACCAGUGCAUUAGGCAAAUCUGCUGCAAAAGAUGUCUUUAAAGUGUAGAAAAGUGAAGAUGUCACCUUGAAGACUAAGGUGCGCCUGACCGAAGCCAUGCUGUUUUCAGUUACCUCCUAUGCAUGUGAAAGCUGGAUGAUGAAUAGGGAAGACCGAAGAAUUGACACCUUCGAAUUGUGGUGUUGGAGAAGAAUACUGAAUAUACCAUGGACUGCCAGACGAACAAACAAAUCUGCUUGGAAGAAGUACAACCAGAAUGCUCCUUAGAAGCAAGGAUGGCGAGACUAUGUCUCACAUACUUUGGACAUGUUAUCAGGAGCGAUCAGUCCCUGGAGAAGGAAAUGCUUGGUGAAGUAGAGGGUCAAGGAGAUGGAUGACACAGUGGCUGCAACAAUGGGCUUAAGCAUAAUAACGAUUGUGAGGAUGCUGUAGGACUGGGCGGUGUUUCGUUUUGUUGUACUUAAGGUCAUUAAAACAAAAAAAAAAUUUUUUUUUUUUAAGGUCAUUAUGAGUCAGAAUGAACUUGAUGGCACCUUACAACAACAAAGGGAUACCUUAAAGAAUAAAGAGAAUGGGCAGGUGGUAGGCGUCUAGUGACAGUAGGGGCCGGGGAAUGAAAGUAGAAUUUGUCAGAAUUAAAUACAGAUCUUGGGCUUUUUAAAGGUAAGGGGUUUAAUAAUAAUCCAAAUGGAAGAAAAGUGAGGCUGAAAGUAAAGCUACAGAAACAUUUGGAAAAAUAAUGCAGCGAGGGAUUUUGUGCGUACCAUUAAGAAUCAUAUGCUAUCUGUUGGUUGAUAAAAACAGCUAAUGGCCCUUGUUAAUUGUGUUAUCUGUGUUAUCAGUUGGAAAUAAAAACAAUCAUUAGUUAUGUGUAUAUAUUUGUAUCCAGUCGAAAUUGGUUAGGAACGGGCUGGUAGAUUGUCCUUUGAAGCAUGAGAAAUAAUGUUAUCUGCUGGUAGCUUUUAUCCCCUUAACGUGAAAAAUGAGAACAAGCAUCACCCUCUCCACACCUGACUUCCACGCGGUCCUUGUGUAACUUCAAACAGCAGGAAUAGCUCUGUCAGUGCCAAGAUUUCAUUUAGUAAAAAAAAAACUACAGUCCCUCAAGAAACUUUGGCGCCUCUGAGAACUUCCUGGUGUACAGUGAACUCCUAACACCCAUACUUUUUUUUUUUAAUUAACUUUUAUUGAGCUUCAAGUGAACGUUUACAAAUCAAGUCAGUCUGUCACAUACAAGUUUACAUACAUCUUACUCCGUACUCCUACUUGCUCUCCCCCUAAUGAGUCAGCCCUUCCAGUCUCUCCUUUCGUGACAAUUUUGCCAGCUUCCCACUCUAUCCUCCCGUCCCCCCUCCAGACAGGAGAUGCCAACACAAUCUCAAGUGUCCACCUGAUAUAAUUAGCUCACUCUUCAUCAGCAUCUCUCUCCCACCCACUGUCCAGUCCCUUUCAUGUCUGAUGAGUUGUCUUCGGGGAUGGUUCCUGUCCUGUGCCAACAGAAGGUCUGGGGACCGUGGCCGCCGGGAUUCCUCUAGUCUCAGUCAGACCAUUAAGUAUGGUCUUUUUAUGAGAAUUUGGGGUCUGCAUCCCACUGAUCUCCUGCUCCCUCAGGGGUUCUCUGUUGUGCUCCCUGUCAGGGCAGUCAUCGAUUGUGGCCGGGCACCAACUAGUUCUUCUGGUCUCAGGAUGAUGUAGGUCUCUGGUUCAUGCCUAACACCCAUACUUUGACCUUUGAUACAUCUGGCCUCAUGGGAACCAUGUGUCUCCUGGGAAGAUAUAGCUGUCCACCCCUCCCCUCAAUACACAUAUACUUGUGGGCUGUUCUAAUUUGGAGCCAGCCAGAGGUAGCCAAGAACUGUAAGCCCAGGUUCCUUUCACCUCCAAUAACCUAGUACACACUGUAAAACAUUUGGUUUAUGUAGUGGAUAUAGUAAUGAAAAGUCCUAUCAAAUAGCUGAGUAAUUUAAAAUGUUCUGUGGGAAUUCAGUUUAUUUUCCCAAAUGAGGAAAAAAAUUUUUUUCAUGCUUGAAAAUGAAACUAGAAAAUUUGGACUGUAAGGAAAAACUAAGCAAGUAAAAAAUCACCCCAAAACCGAUCAUUUGGAGAGAAACACUAUUUUGGUAAACAUUCACUUGAUUUGUUUGGGUUAUAUCAUUUUACACACUAUAUAUAGUAUACUAUUUUGUAAUCUGUUUUUGACUGAGUCCAGCAAAAUAUUUUUUCUACAUAAACAAUAUAUAUCUAGAGUGUUUCAUACUUUAACCAAUUACCUAUUAAUGGAACUGUAGACUUAUUUGCAAUUUAAAUAAACCUAUAUUAAACUAAUAUUGUGGAUGAACAUUACGUGAGUACAUAAUACCACACUUCUCCAACUAUUUAAGGUCCUGUUAUAAAUAGAAUCAUGUCCCCCGAAAAUGUAUGUCAACUUGGCUAGGUCAUGAUUCCCAGUAUUGUGUGAUUGUCCACCAUUUUGUCAUCUGAUGUGAUUUUCCUGUGUGUUGUAAAUCUACCUCUAUGAUGUUAAUGAGGCAGGACUCAAUCUACAAGAUUAGGUUGUAUCCUGAGUCAAUCUCUUUUGAGAUACAGAAGAGAGAAGUGAGCAGAGAGACGGGGACCUUUUACCACCAAGAAACAAGAGCCAGGAGUGAGCGUGUCCUUUGGAUUUGGGGUCCCUGUGCUGAGAAGUUCCUAGAUUGGGGGAAGACUGAUGACAAGGACCUUCCCCCAGAACAGACACAGAAGGCUUCCCCUGGAGCUGGCAUCCUGAAUUUGGACUUCUGGCCUCUUAGACUGUGAUAGAAUAGAUUCCUGUUUGUU